Messenger RNA from Tigriopus californicus, 1465 nucleotides. RefSeq lists its product as uncharacterized. Bases 241 to 1248 code for a protein of 335 amino acids. Gene Ontology annotation, biological process: positive regulation of protein autophosphorylation; positive regulation of cell population proliferation. Gene Ontology annotation, cellular component: membrane. The record is from RefSeq and is a predicted model, not a curated record. The transcript is spliced from 2 exons. NCBI's taxonomy places the organism in Eukaryota, Metazoa, Arthropoda, Copepoda, Harpacticoida, Harpacticidae. Gene Ontology annotation, molecular function: growth factor receptor binding; growth factor activity.
UUGAGCUUCAAUGAGCAUAUUGCAGAAAGAUUUCACCAUGUGAUGAUCUACGUAUGACUCAUCCAUACAGUCCUGAUUGGUUCGCCUGAAUAUUUAUUUCCGUGGAAGUCAAACCAACUACCAACCUCCGGGUCCAAGCAGCUACUUGCAUCAGUCACAUGCCUGCAUCCGUCCCUACACAUCAUACCCUCAUAGACUAUUGCAUCAGAUACAUAACAUCAGGCAACUGAAGACGUCACAAUGAUACAGAAUAUAUCACUAAGUGUAUUCAUAUUCAUAACAACAGUGCAACUGAUUGGGUCACAAGUAAUCAGCGGGAAUAAUGUCUUGAACAUGUGCACCACGGAACAGCAAAGGAGAAUCCUACCCACGAUGUUGGGGUGCGCAAUACGUGACGAAAUUAUUGAAUUAGACCUACCCAACGCGACCUAUCUUCAUGUCUAUCCGCGGCAUGUCACGGUUCGGAGAUGUGGUGGAUCUUGCCAAGGAAGCCAUCAUUCGUGUUUACCCCUCACAACGGAAUCCAGAAAUGUCGAUGUGCACCUAUUUCCCAGUUCAGGCAUAUCCGGAGCCACCCCUUCAGAGUGCGCCAAGGCUGAGAUUAUAGACCACGCCUCAUGCGGUUGUUCCUGCAAGACCUCAGCCGAAGAUUGUACACCCGGACUGCAGGUGUUCACGCCCAAUGAAUGUCGUUGUGUUUGUGUCAAUGAACGCGCCCGCAGUGACUGUUUGAAUCGGGGAUGGUAUUGGAAUUCGCCUUUGUGUCAAUGCAUGUGCCAGAAUCCGAUGUCAUUCCCCAGAUGCCCGUCGGGAUAUCAUUAUGACGGCAUGAACACGUGCUCAUGCGUCAACUAUAGUGAAUAUGCCUCGCCCAUUUUGGAAGUCUUGGUUUUGAUCCUCAUUAGUGCAGUAGGGAUCACCACGCUAAGCUUAGCCCAAUGCUACAAGCAUGGCAUCGGGAUCUUCCAUAGCACGAACACCAACAACAUCAGGAUUAGCCAUUCUCGGGAGCGAAAUGCGACAGAAUUGAGGACCUUAUUCCGUGCAUUGAGUUCAAGUUCCCAGCGUGGUCAUAUUAGUUGGUUGGGUUAUAGUCAAAUUAAUGAAACUCCUUCACCAUCUUUGACCACGAAUAACUCGAACUCUGAUCUUGUGUCAAGCUCACAUCCAGAGACAACUAUUAUACGGAAUCAGAAGAAAGUGGCGAAUUUAGAGCCCCUUCCAGAAGAAAAAGAAAAUCAUUAUUAAAUGUGGGACCUUUGUUCGAAUUUCCCUCUCACUUCCGGUGUACCUGCUAAGAAGGAAAAAUAAUCACCAGAUCCAGUUCGAUUUACUGGUUCCAUUUGUUUUUCCAUUUAUUUGUGUGAUGAUUGUAAUCAUUUCGGAUCAUGCAGAUCUUCUCUUGUACAAUCGAUGAAUCUCAGCUGUGAGACAAUAACAAAAUUCAUUCCUUGUUCUCCACGUC